This is a messenger RNA of Panicum virgatum (switchgrass), 1009 nucleotides long. RefSeq lists its product as uncharacterized. Lineage: Eukaryota; Viridiplantae; Streptophyta; Magnoliopsida; Poales; Poaceae. The record is from RefSeq and is a predicted model, not a curated record. The transcript has a single exon. The coding region runs from base 96 to 809 and encodes 237 amino acids.
CGAACCCUGGUUGCUAGCUCGCUGCUUCAACGUUCGCGUUCAAGCUCGCUCGCUGCCUCGUCGGCCGCCGCCGCGCGCGCUCGCUCGCUCGAGGCAUGGCGGAUGGCCUGCUGCGGUGGCUCUGCGUGCUCCCGGGGCGGCGGUGGCGUCGUCGCCGCGGGGGGCGCGCGGCGCGGCUAGUGCUGUGGGGCGGGGAGGCGCGGGCGGCCGAUCCCGGGACGGCGGCGGGGGAGCUCUUGGCGGAGCACGCCGGCUGCGUGGUGUGCCGCGCUGAGGGGUUCCGGAUCGGCCGCCCCGUGCCGGUGCUCGACAUCGAGGACCGCCUCGAGGCCGGGCGCACGUACCUCGUCGUCCCCGUGGACCGCCUUCCGUGCGGCGGAACGGACGGGGUCGUCACCGCGGCGUUGCUCACGGCGCUCUCGCACGCCGGCGGAGGCAAGUCGUCGUCGUCGUCCGCCCCGACGACGUCGCUGGCCGGAGGCUCCAGAAGCCCGUUCGAGUACGUGAAGGACGAGGACGGCCGCACGGUGAUCAGGGUCACGGAGGAGUUCAUCGUGAGGGCCGUCACGGGCGGUGGUGGCAAGCCGCGCGAUCGGGACGCCGACGCCGGCGGGUGCGGGGCGCUUUGCAGCACGCCGGAGCUGAGGAAGCACUACGAGCAGCUGGUGGGCGCUGCGAGGGGGCGGCCGUGGUCGCCGCGGCUGGACACGAUCAAGGAGCGAAAAGGGCGGAGGCUCGUGGACGUCGUGAGCCCGGGGAGGCUGUCGCCGGUGAGGCUGCUGGGGAUGGACAAGGGACUCUCCAGCUAGUAGGAUAGAGCUAGAGAGCUGCAAAAUUGCAAACAAGCCAGCGACAUCAGCACCUCAGAUCUCAAUGGGCUCCAUGCCUUCAUGCAGCUGCUGUGUCUUUGGAUGAAGAUGUCGAUUCUUGGAUGUAUAUGGGUAUUUUUUUUUGGAGAAGAACAUGUACAGCCACGUCUCAUAGCUAAUUCAAAAUUCAAAUAUUCGAA